GUUCCCUGUUCUAGAAAAGGCGACCGUAACGCGAAAAGGAAGUCCGGAGCAAUGUUUUGGCGGGUUGUUUGGUUGUGAACGGGGAGGGUCAUGCUUUGCUGCCUUUUUCUAAAAUGACGGAUAGAACGGCUCCAACGUCGUCGCUAAAGCUAGAAUGGGUCUAUGGCUACCGUGGUCACCAAUGUCGGAACAAUCUUUACUAUACGGCCGCGAAAGAAAUCGUGUAUUUUGUCGCCGGUGUUGGUGUGGUUUACAACACGAGGGAAAACUCGCAGAGAUUUUUUCUUGGCCAUAACGAUGACAUUAUAAGUUUAGCAUUACACCCAGAGAGACAAUUAGUGGCCACUGGGCAAGUUGGUAAGGAUCCAUACAUUUGUGUCUGGGACACAAAAGCAUGUCAGACAGUGUCCAUUUUGAAGGACACCCACCAGAGGGGAGUGACCUGCUUAGCAUUCAACAAUACUGGCACGCUUCUUGUCUCGGUUGGUUUGGAGGACUAUCAUCUUAUAGCCGUGUGGGACUGGAGGAAGGGACGUGUGCUGGCCACAGUGAGAGGACAUACUGAUCGAAUCUUUGACAUUCAGUUCAAUCCUUAUCAAGAGAAUGUGCUUGUUAGCUGUGGAGUGAAACAUAUCAAGUUUUGGACCUUGCGCGGGAAUGCACUCAAUCCUAAGAAAGGAGUUUUUGGUAAAGCUGGAGAAAUUCAAACCAAUCUGUGCUUAGCCUUUGGUCCCAAUGAUGUGACAUACUCUGGAACCCUGAGUGGAGAAAUUUACAAAUGGAAAGGGCACAACCUGUCAGGAACAAUUCCAAAUGCACACACUGGAGCAAUAUUCACAAUGCAUGGUAACAAUGACGGGUACGCCACAGGAUCCAAAGAUGGAACAGUUAUUCUUUGGGACAAUGGUUUUAAACCUAUCACCAAACUGGAUAUGAUUAACACUCCAGUUGGUUAUGAAGGUCUGUCUGUGCGAAGUGCAUUCUGGAUGGGUGAGAAAAUCCUGGUUGGUACAAAUGCUGGUGAGGUAUUUGAGGUCUUAGCAACAGACAAGGACAAACCUAAAACCAUUGUUCAGGGCCAUGCUGAAGGGGAACUCUGGGCGUUGGCUGUACACCCAAAGAAGGCAAUGUUUGCCACAGGCAGUGAUGACAGAAGUGUCAGGUUAUGGAGUAUGUCAGAUAUGACGCUCCUAGCAAGAACUGACCUGGAUCAGAAGGCCCGUUCUUUGGGUUUCAGUGCUGAUGGUAGUCAUUUGGCAGUGGGACUUGGAGAUGGAUCCUUCAUGGUUUUAAAAGCCAGGGAUCUAUCUGAAGUUACCCACAUAAAAGACCGCAAAGAGGUAAUCCAUGAAUUAAAGUUCUCACCAGAUGGACAACAUCUUGCAGUUGGAUCCAAUGACAACUUUGUGGACAUAUAUUCUGUGACGCAGCAUUACAAGAAAGUUGGAGAAUGCAAGGGCAGCUCUAGUUUUAUCACUCAUUUAGAUUGGUCUAUGGAUAGUAAAUAUUUACAAACAAACUCUGGCGCGAGUGAGAGAUUGUUCUUCAAGAUGCCAAGUGGAAAGCGCAUUGCAAACAAAGAAGAGGUCAAGGCAAUCCAUUGGGCCACAUGGACCGGUGUCCUGGGUGUGGAGGUGAAUGGAAUCUGGGAGAAGUACACAGAUACAAAUGACGUCAAUGCUUGUGAUGCAAGCUUCCAGAAUGAAGUUUUAGUUACUGGUGAUGACUUUGGCCUUGUGAAGCUCUUUAGAUUUCCUUGUCUCAGAAAAGGUGCUAAAUUCAGAAAGUAUGUUGGACACUCAGCACAUGUCACAAAUGUCAGAUUUUCUCAUGACAUGAUGAGAGUGAUUAGUGUUGGUGGAGGUGAUCACGCAAUCUUUCAGUGGCGUUACUUGCCUGAUGGUUCCCGUGACGAUGAUGAUGAUGUUGAUGGUGGAGCAUACCUGGAGUCCAACAGUGACGACAGUGACUCUGAAGCAUCAGAUGCCGAUGAACUUGAUAGUGAUAUUGAGAAUGAACGUCAAAUUGAUUAUGGAAGGACAUUGUAUCGUGAAGAUUUACCAGCACUGAAGGAGAGAAUGAAACUAUCGAAAGAUGAACAAGAGAAGGAAGACAAUGUUCCACGUCAAAAACCUCCCAGUGAGGGCUUGAGAUUAGAGUUUGUGUUUGGCUACCGUGGGUACGACUGUCGGAACAAUCUCUUUUACUCUCAGGGUGGUGAGAUUGUGUACCAUGUGGCUGCUGUAGGCAUUGUGUACAAUCGUGAGCAUCACAAGCAGAGGUUUUACAAUGCGCACACAGAUGACAUCCUUUGUUUGUGUAUUCACCCAGUCAGAGACGUUGUUGCCACAGGGCAGGUGGGACGGGAUCCUGCUGUUCAUGUAUGGGAUGCAGUGAAGAUGGAGACCUUAGCUAUCCUCAAGGGGCAACAUGAGAGGGGUGUUUGUGCUGUAGAUUUUUCAGGUGAUGGAAAGAAGCUUGCCAGUGUUGGGCUUGAUGAUAACCAUGUCAUUGUGGUGUGGGACUGGAGGAAAGGAGAAAAGCUUGCGACCACUAGGGGUCACAAGGACAAGAUAUUUGUUAUAAAAUGGAAUCCACAGAACCCAGACCUUCUCGUGACGGCAGGCAUGAAACACAUCAAGUUCUGGACACAGACAGGUGGAGGCUUCACAUCCAAACGAGGAACUUUCGGUAGUGCGGGAAAGGCAGAGACAAUGAUGUGUGUGACAUAUGGCAAAGGCCCUGAUCUGGUGUUCUCAGGAGGGGCCAGUGGAAAAGUGUACAUCUGGCAAGGAAACACUCUGAAAAAUUCGGUACAGGCGCAUGAAGGGCCUGUGUUUGCUAUGCAAGUCCUUGAGAAGGGUUUUGUGACUGGUGGUAAAGAUGGAAUAGUUGCUCUUUGGGAUGAGAAUUUUUCUCGCUGUCUAAAGAAUUACAGGGUCGCCCGGACUACCCUGAGCCCUGGUCCACCGUCCUCAAUUCUGUUGGAAGAUGCUCCUCCGAUCCGCGCAAUAACACUGGGACAGGGCAAAAUUUUAGUUGGCACUAAACAUGGCGAGGUAUACACUACACGCUUUUCUGGGAUACCGGAUGGUUUAGGCCGUUACCAGGCUAAUGCGAUUUCGUCUCUUAUCGUCUGCACUAAAACGACCGAAAACGCUGAUCAGAUUAACAGAAAGCUUCUUCAAACCAACUCUGGAGCGAAGGAGCGGCUGUUCUUUGAGGCGCCCCGCGGUACGCGUCAAACAAUAGCCACCAAUAAAGCUAAAGAGAUUGACUGGUUCACAUGGACCGGUGUUCUUGGUGAAGACUGCACGGGAAUCUGGCCGCCACACUCAGACAUUACUGAUGUGAACGCGGUUGAUUUGACCAAGGAUAAGAAGAUCCUAGCCACCGGAGAUGACUUUGGAUUUGUGAAGGUGUUUGAGUACCCAGUCCAGGGCAAGAAUGCCAAGUUUAAGAAAUAUGUCGGCCAUUCUGCGCAUGUCACAAAUGUCCGCUGGACAAAUGACGACAGCCGCUUGAUUUCAGUGGGAGGAGCCGACACGUCAGUCAUGGUGUGGUCACAUGCUCGGGGCCGUGAAAGAGAAGACACUGGUGGCGACAGUGAUGAUUCGGACACAGACUCGGAGGAAGAGGGAGGCUACGACAGUGACGUGCAGAAAGAAAAGAAUCUGACAUACGAGGAUAAGAUUUAUGCAAAUCCGAUUCGAACUACAAAAGGCGUAAAACCACAUCUUAGAGAGAAGCAAGAUGACGAGGAACAUAGACCUGCUGUUAGUCGUGGCUCUAAAGCUCCUCCUAAAGUCAGACAGCUUGAUCGGCAGAGGGACUCGGGAAAGAAAAGAAGAAAUCAACAAAUCCAGGAACUCAGUUUGGAAUUCAUUCACGGCUAUCGAGGAUUUGACACCAGGAACAACUUACACUACCUCCCUGAGGGAGACAUUGUGUACCACGCUGCCGGGGCGGGAAUUGUUCUGAGCACAGCUAAUGGAAUACAGUCAUUCUAUCUUGACCACACCGACGAUAUCAUAUGCUUGGCUGUCAACCAACACCCUAAGUUUAAGAACAUUGUAGCUACUGGUCAGAUCGGUACAGAGCCUUGUGUUCACGUGUGGGAUGCCAUGUCCAAGGAGACGUUAUCCGUCAUACAAGGAUUCCACACCAAAGGCGUGUGUGCAGUGAACUUCAGCUGUAACGGAAAGCUUCUUGUAACUGUAGGCAUCGACGCUGCACAUAGCAUUGCGGUGUGGAAAUGGGCUGAAGGCAGCAAACUUGCCAGUUCUCAUGGUCACACAGAGAGGAUUUUUGUAGCGGAGUUCAGACCAGACUCUGACAGCCAGUUUGUCACAUGUGGAGUAAAACACGUCAAGUUUUGGAGUUUGGCAGGAGGACAGCUGGUUGGAAAACGGGGGGUGAUAACGGCAGCCCUACAGGGGGAGGGUGACGACUCCCAGCUUCGCAUGCAGACAAUGCUAUCGGUGGCGUUUGGAGCGUCUUCACAUAUGUGUUUCAUACCGUUUACUGCAGGAAAGCUUCUUCAAACCAACUCUGGAGCGAAGGAGCGGCUGUUCUUUGAGGCGCCCCGCGGUACGCGUCAAACAAUAGCCACCAAUAAAGCUAAAGAGAUUGACUGGUUCACAUGGACCGGUGUUCUUGGUGAAGACUGCACGGGAAUCUGGCCGCCACACUCAGACAUUACUGAUGUGAACGCGGUUGAUUUGACCAAGGAUAAGAAGAUCCUAGCCACCGGAGAUGACUUUGGAUUUGUGAAGGUGUUUGAGUACCCAGUCCAGGGCAAGAAUGCCAAGUUUAAGAAAUAUGUCGGCCAUUCUGCGCAUGUCACAAAUGUCCGCUGGACAAAUGACGACAGCCGCUUGAUUUCAGUGGGAGGAGCCGACACGUCAGUCAUGGUGUGGUCACAUGCUCGGGGCCGUGAAAGAGAAGACACUGGUGGCGACAGUGAUGAUUCGGACACAGACUCGGAGGAAGAGGGAGGCUACGACAGUGACGUGCAGAAAGAAAAGAAUCUGACAUACGAGGAUAAGAUUUAUGCAAAUCCGAUUCGAACUACAAAAGGCGUAAAACCACAUCUUAGAGAGAAGCAAGAUGACGAGGAACAUAGACCUGCUGUUAGUCGUGGCUCUAAAGCUCCUCCUAAAGUCAGACAGCUUGAUCGGCAGAGGGACUCGGGAAAGAAAAGAAGAAAUCAACAAAUCCAGGAACUCAGUUUGGAAUUCAUUCACGGCUAUCGAGGAUUUGACACCAGGAACAACUUACACUACCUCCCUGAGGGAGACAUUGUGUACCACGCUGCCGGGGCGGGAAUUGUUCUGAGCACAGCUAAUGGAAUACAGUCAUUCUAUCUUGACCACACCGACGAUAUCAUAUGCUUGGCUGUCAACCAACACCCUAAGUUUAAGAACAUUGUAGCUACUGGUCAGAUCGGUACAGAGCCUUGUGUUCACGUGUGGGAUGCCAUGUCCAAGGAGACGUUAUCCGUCAUACAAGGAUUCCACACCAAAGGCGUGUGUGCCGUGAACUUCAGCUGUAAUGGCAAGCUUCUUGUAACUGUAGGCAUUGACGCUGCACAUAGCAUUGCGGUGUGGAAAUGGGCUGAAGGCAGCAAACUUGCCAGUUCUCAUGGUCACACAGAGAGGAUUUUUGUAGCGGAGUUCAGACCAGACUCUGACAGCCAGUUUGUCACAUGUGGAGUAAAACACGUCAAGUUUUGGAGUUUGGCAGGAGGACAGCUGGUUGGAAAACGGGGGGUGAUAACGGCAGCCCUACAGGGGGAGGGUGACGACUCCCAGCUUCGCAUGCAGACAAUGCUAUCGGUGGCGUUUGGAGCGGAUAAUCUGACAUUUACUGGAGCCAUGAAUGGCGAUGUGUUUGUGUGGUCAAGUCACAAGUUAGUGCGGGUAGUGAGCCGGGCGCACAGUGGGCCAGUGUUCACCAUGCACACAACUCUCAGGGAUGGACUCAUUGUCACAGGAGGAAAGGAAAAAGCUAAUACCAAGGAGGGUGUGGCUAUCAAACUCUGGGACCAAGAGAUGAAGCGUUGCCGUUCUUUAAGUUUGGGGCCAGGCCCCAGUGUUGUGCGAUCAGUUUGUAGAGGCAAGGGUAAAAUCCUUGUAGGUACCAAGGACAGUGAAAUAAUUGAGAUCACUGAAAAGACUGCCUCGUCUCAGACCAUCGUCCGUGGCCAUGGUGAGGGAGAGAUCUGGGGUUUAGACUGUCACCCAGAGAGAGAAGUGUUUGUGACAGCUAGUGAUGACCAGACUGUCAGACUGUGGGACGUGGCUAGUAAGACAAUGGUUAAGAUGGCCCCUCUUGGCGUGGCCGCUCGGUCAGCUGCCUUCUCUCCAGAUGGUGAACUGCUUGCUGUCGGUCUCAAAAAUGGCGCCUUUGUUGUUCUUAAAACCGCUGACCUGAAGAUGGUGGCGCAGAAGCGUGAUCGACACCAAGCUAUCCAGGAUGUCAGAUUCAGUCCAGAUGGUAAGUACUUAGCCGUUGGAUCAGACGAUAACUGUGUCGAUUUCUAUGAGCUCCGCGAUGGACGCCCGCUAACACGUGUUGGUUACUGCAAAGGAAUCCCUUCAUUUGUCACUCAGAUGGAUUUCUCUGCGGAUGGCAGAUUCAUUCAAGUGUCCACGGGUGCUUAUGACCGGCUGGUGUUUACUGUUCCUGGUGGAAACCCUUUGAAAAACAGGAAAGAAAUCAACAGAAUCACGUGGGCGUCUUGGACUAGUGUUCUAGGUAAUGAAGUGAUUGGCGUGUGGCCGCGAAACGCUGACAAAGCAGAUGUCAACUGCGCCAAUCUUUCGUCCAGCGGUCUCUCGCUCGCUACUGGUGAUGACUUUGGUUUUGUAAAGUUGUUCGAGUUCCCGGUCACGGAGAAGUUUGCUCCCUUCAAGCGAUACGUAGGCCACUCUGCUCACGUGACUAACGUGCGAUUUACGUGCGAUGACCGCUAUCUGAUCAGCGCGGGCGGAGAUGAUUGCUGCGUCUUCGUUUGGAAAUGUAUAUGAUUACGCGUAAUAGGAUUCGUUAAAAUCAUUGGAUUGGACAAGGAAAAGUAAUGGAAUGAUACAAUUCGUGGAAGAGUCCCCUGAAAAAGUGAAACGAAUGUCCUUGUAACGUUGACAGACGGGAGAGCGAGAAUAUUGUAUUUGAAAUGACUCCUACGAGAAUUAUUGGGCCCGCGUUGUUCAUCAGCGGCGUAUUGGAAGUUGACGUAACAGCUGUCGCGGCCUUGAGUGUUCGUGCUGUUUUCGGAUUUGACAACAAAAAUCCGGAAACUGCGAACACGUCUUCGCAGAUUUGGCAAGAAGCAGUUUUUGGAGCCCUGGCUGUUAACAGGAAAAGAGUAGAUCUGUUGUCAGGACCUCUGUCUCUCUGACAUGCGAGGAAAUUCUUUAAAAGUCUAUAUUAACCGUUAUUUAUUGAAUUUAGGAAGCUCUGAACGAGUACCCUGGUCCCGGUUGUUUUCUCUUUUUAUCGAAUUUAAGAAAACAAGAAAGAAAUGUUGAGCAAAGCGUGGCUCAGAAUUCAAGUUACAAAGAUAAAAUCAGAAUAGUCUGAGCAACAAAGUUAAUUUUUUUUCGAUGAGUUUUCGCGCGCUUGUGAAGCAUGGGUUUUGGCUGACUCGCACUUCUCCAAAUCGCGCGUUUUCGCACGCGAUCACCUGUGAUCGCGCGUGCCGUGCUCACCUCAAGCGCGCACGAAAGCGUAAAAAUUACUCUGUUCGCUCAAAUAACUAGACAUAGUUAAUUCAUUUAGGCGCAUCUCCGCACAAAGGUGAUAACAUAUUGAUAGCGAACUAAGGUGUCUUUUGAUGUAUUUUAUUUAAGUGACGAAGAGAAAUGGUCAUACUGUGAGUAAGAAAAAAGACAACAACUUGCCAUUGAGGUUACAAUAAACCUUAUAAAAUAAAUUUGCUUUCUAUUUGACUGAUGUUGUGCGCAUGAACGUGUUUGCAAAGUUUAACGGAAAGUUAAUUGUCUUGUUGAUGCUUGGAGAAGGAAAUUCUGGUACUCACUGGUAAUGAAAGCAGCUGGUAGACGGGGAUUGGAAUCUAAUGUGGGUGGAACACGAGGGAGCGAAGACUGCCCUGCUUUUGCUCAGAAAACAAUUCCCUUCUCGACUAGGCAAGAUGGGUACCACAGGCCUAACUAUCUCUUGGAAGGAAUGGGGGGAGACGGAGAGAGACCGACCUCUUUGCACAUGAUGGACUCUCGUUAGCACACACACAUGCUACGAAGGAACUUUACUUCGUGCUUUAAAUUCAAUGAAACCGUUAAGGUAGCCAUGACGUACUUUUCUGGACACCUGGGUUGGGGUAGGAGUUUUUGGCGCCUAGUCUUGAAUAGGGUUUCAAAAUCAAACUGAUAAUGGUCUAGUACAGGGGAAGGGUUUCAGUGUACUAUAGGCACACCCCCACCCAAAGAGUUAAUGANCCCCCCCCCAACGUGUUUAUACACGGUUUUGUCAGCUUUCUCCUUUGUUAUGGGCAUACCGGUAUUUAAGUGCCGGAGGAUCAUGAAAAGAGAACCAAAUAUGAAUCGAGAUGCAAUAUUUGCAUGGUUUCUCGAGUAAUUAUUCAGCUCAGAUGAACGAACUCGCGAAUGACUGGUGUGCAGCACAGCAACGAAAAAAACCCAAGUGAUUUCUGUUUUUGGCUCAGAUUAAAUUCUGCAAUGAGUUGUGUGGAGGAUACAAAAUGUCUUUUUUUUUUCAAUGUACAGUCCUUUAUUGUGUGUUUACAAAUCUCUAAAAUAUCUUGGCCUCAUGCUUUCAACUUUAUCUUGGCUUGCUGACCUUCCUGUUCUUUAGAGGUUUAUAUCGUCAAAUCUUACCGUCAACCGAGACUACUUCAGGAAAAUCGUUUUAUAACAUAUCCAAAAAGUCAAUUGAACACUCUCUUUAUACUGCCGCUUAUAAGCUCUGGGCUUAUACAACUUCGUAAGGGUUUUUAAAUGGGCUUAUAAACGGAGAGGCUUAUAUUUGAGGGGGCUAAUAACCGGAAUGAAAAGAGCAUUUGAAAAGGAGCUUUAGCAAUUAAGAUUUAACACAUAAUAUUAAAAUGAAGUUAAAACAAGGAAAGUUAGAGAGGGGUCUUAUA
Messenger RNA from Orbicella faveolata, 9124 nucleotides. RefSeq names its product echinoderm microtubule-associated protein-like 6. Lineage: Eukaryota; Metazoa; Cnidaria; Anthozoa; Scleractinia; Merulinidae. Gene Ontology annotation, molecular function: microtubule binding. The record is from RefSeq and is a predicted model, not a curated record.